Arachis stenosperma is the source of this 1518-nucleotide messenger RNA. RefSeq lists its product as uncharacterized. Bases 1 to 1518 code for a protein of 505 amino acids. The transcript has 8 exons. NCBI's taxonomy places the organism in Eukaryota, Viridiplantae, Streptophyta, Magnoliopsida, Fabales, Fabaceae. The record is from RefSeq and is a predicted model, not a curated record.
AUGUGCUCCUCCAUUAACCGGACCGAUUUCAGUGGAAGACGUUGGCUCUGGAGCAUCGCUGCUUUCCUCUCCUUCAUACACAAAGUUGGGCAACCUUGUUUCUCUGAAAGAGGGUUUACUGCUCUUAGUGGAGGAGUUUCCAAACUGCAUGAGGAAACAUUGCCUAUAUUCAAGAAGAGACUCUUAGGUGCCUUGCUGGAGUUUUCUGCUCAAGAAUUGCAGGUUCAGCACGGUGAUGCAGCUGCCCAAUAUGGCAUGGUGAGAGAUUAUGGGCUGACACUACUGAAGAGCAAUCCAGGAUCCACUGUCACAGUUGGGGUUAUACCUCAGCCCAACCCUGAUGAUGAUCCAAUUUUCGAGAAGAUGUAUGUUUGUUUGGAGGGAUGUAAAAAAGGAUUUCUGGUUGGUUGCAGACCCCUCAUAGGCUUGGAUGGGGCUUUUCUGAAGACCCGGCAUGGUGGUCAGAUAUUGUCUGCAAUUGGCCAAGACGCAAACAAUCAUAUAUAUGUUAUUGCCUAUGCAAUUGUCCCUAUUGAGAACAUUGAAAACUGGAGAUGGUUCUUGGAAUUACUCCAUCAAGAUCUGGGAAAUUAUAAGAAGAACAAGCUCUGUUUUAUCUCAGAUAUGCAGAAGUUAAGGAGGUUUUUCCAGAUGUGCAUCACAGAUUUUGUGUUUGGCAUCUGUGGAAGAACUUCAACAAGCAAUGGAAGGAUCUCCAGCUUAGAGGGCUACUCUGGGAUUGUGCAAGGUGUACUAGCCAAGAUGGCUUCCUUGAUAUCAUCAAAAAGAUUGAAAGGGAUCAAAGAUGCUAGAGCUAAGCCUAUUAUCACACUCUUGGAAGAAGUCAGAAUGUAUGCAAUGAGAUCGAUAGCUAGGAAUAAGGUGAAGCUGAAUUCGAACACUCGAGUUCUACAUCUAUACAACGCAGCAGAUUAUGAGAAGUUCGAAGUACAUGGCUGGCCGACCAACAUGGUUGUAGACUUGGGAAAGAGGCUCUACACAUGUGGGAUGCCAUGUGUGCAUGCGUGUGCUGCACUGGCAAGGGCUGGUAAGAGACCAGAGGACUACUGUCACCAGUGGUUGACUAUGGAAGCAUAUAACAACACAUAUGCCUUCCAUAUCAAUCCAAUUCCAGGUCAAGCACUAUGGAAAAAGUCACCAUAUAACAGACCACAAGCACCAAAAUCUAGAAACAAGCCCGGACCACUCAAGAAAAAAAGAAGAAAAGAUGCUGAUGAGGAGCCAAGUGGGAGUAAGAAGUUAAAGACGAAGAUGAAAAGAAUAUAUAAAAAAGGUCGAUGUCGUUGUUGUGGCAAAGCAGAACACACGAGAAGGAACUGUCCAAAGAAGGCUGCUGUCGAAGAGGCUGCUGCUGUUACAGAGGCUGCCGCUGCACAACCCACUGCUGCUAAUGGUGGUGAAGGUCAGGCCAACUCUGCUGCCCCUGUCCCAGAAGCCGCAACCGAAAUCAAUCUUGACCAAAGUCAACCACCCUCAGAAGCAACUGAUGACUCUUAA